GCCAUGCCCGAUAUUUCAAUUCCUCAAGCUAGGAGAAUAGUGGUGGAUACUACAGGAGCUCAGAUUGUUGAAGAGGCUUCCCCGGCGACUAGGGAUUCGAGAGGUAUAUAUCUACCUCAUUACAUUGAACCUGUAUCCCAUAUUGCCAUCGAUAUAGGUGGAUCUUUAGCCAAAGUCGUUUAUUUCACUCGAACUUCUCUCCCUCUUUCUCACUCUCCUACAUCUGGGCCUUCUUCCCCAUUCCUUCACCCUCAUCCUCCUCAACCUUUAACUUCUUCUACCGCUUCCUCGUCCACAGGUACGGCUACUUCCACUUCGACAAUCUCUCCACAUCAUGAAACAGAACAUACUACCAUUCCCACAUCUUCCUCCACCGACACUUGUCAACGUCCGAAAGUGAACGGAGCUCUCACUCCUCAAAACUUGACACCCAAAAGACGUUUCACUCAUUCUCGUCCACACGCAUCCUCCCGACGUUCUUCCCUCCCUCCACCUCUUCCCGGUGGUCUACUCAAUUUCGCUAGAUUCGAAACUGAACAUAUCGACGAUCUCAUUUCUUUCUUACAAGAUCUCAUAUCCUCUUCGGCCAAAGCCAAUCAUGUAUCCCUUGAAAAGAUGCGAUCCACAGUCAAAGUCAUGGCUACAGGUGGAGGAGCUCAUAUGUAUUAUUCACGUCUUACUUCAGAACUUGGAGUAGAAGUUAGAAGAGAAGAAGAAAUGGAAUGUUUGUUACUUGGUUUAGCAUUCGUCACUCGAGUUCCUGAAGAGGUAUUUUGGUUCUCUGAAGAAUUAGUAUAUAAAGUAUCACAUUCUGUGAAUUUAGGAAAGAAAAUACAAGAUGGUGAAUUACCUAGACCUUCACCUAGUCCACCUACAUAUCAAGUCACUUUCGCACCUACACCAAAGGAAGAUGAAGAAACGCCACAUUUUCCUUGUUUAAUCGUCAAUAUUGGUAGUGGAGUAAGUAUAGUGAAAGUUGAUGAAGAUGGUGGAUUUGAACGUGUUAGUGGGACAAGUUUGGGUGGAGGGACCCUAUGGGGUUUGUUGAGUUUGUUGACUGAUGCGAGGUCGUUUGAUGACAUGCUCGCACUGUCCGAACAAGGCGACAAUUCAGGUGUGGAUAUGCUUGUCGGUGAUAUUUACGGUUCGGACUAUUCGAAAAUCGGUCUUAAAUCAUCCACCAUCGCAUCGACUUUUGGAAAGGUGUUCAGAAAAGGAACAAGUAGAGAAGAGAGGAUGAAAAAAUUCAGUCAAGCGGAUAUAGCCAGAAGUUUGUUAUAUGCCAUUUCGAAUAAUAUUGGGCAUGUCGCAUAUAUGAACGCUGCGAAAUAUAACCUCGACCGAGUAUUCUUUGGAGGAUGUUUCAUCCGGGGUCACGCAGCUACCAUCUCCACUUUAUCUUAUGCUAUAAGAUUUUGGAGUAAAGGAACUAUGAGAGCUUGUUUUUUAAGACAUGAGGGGUUUUUGGGUUCAAUAGGAGCAUGGAUCAAAAAUGUUGAAAUCCCUCAAGAACCUACAGAAAAGGCCAACGGGCAUGGAAAGGAUCAACAUGAAUAGAAAACAAACAAUCAUGCAAUCAUCAGCAUCUUGUCUCUCAUGUGAGACGUUG
This is a messenger RNA of Tremella mesenterica DSM 1558, 1609 nucleotides long. RefSeq lists its product as uncharacterized. Gene Ontology annotation, cellular component: nucleus; cytosol. The record is from RefSeq and is a predicted model, not a curated record. The transcript has 6 exons. Gene Ontology annotation, biological process: coenzyme A biosynthetic process. Gene Ontology annotation, molecular function: pantothenate kinase activity; ATP binding. The coding region runs from base 4 to 1557 and encodes 517 amino acids. Lineage: Eukaryota; Fungi; Basidiomycota; Tremellomycetes; Tremellales; Tremellaceae.